Prunus avium (sweet cherry) is the source of this 3885-nucleotide messenger RNA. Its product is annotated as pentatricopeptide repeat-containing protein At4g32430, mitochondrial-like. The record is from RefSeq and is a predicted model, not a curated record. NCBI's taxonomy places the organism in Eukaryota, Viridiplantae, Streptophyta, Magnoliopsida, Rosales, Rosaceae. Gene Ontology annotation, biological process: RNA modification. Gene Ontology annotation, molecular function: protein binding; RNA binding.
AUAGUCCACCACUUUUUCUACAGCCAAAUAAUUCAGUACUUUGAUUGCUAAAGUUGCUCUUUUUUUCUCUCUCUCUUUGGUUUAUUCAACUUUUGAUUUGGCUCAAACAAUGUUUAUAUGUCGCUCUGAUUUUGUUUUUUCAAAUUUAUUGAAGUUGCCUCUUUUGGAAAUUUUGAAAUAUGGACCCUCCUUAACUAAACCACUUCGCUGAGCCAAAGUCCUCGAGCUUCAAAUUAUUCUUCGUCUGAGCCUCUGAAUAUUGGUUUUUCUAGGUUUUCUUUGUUUGUUGUAGGUUUUUUUGUUCACAUAUCUCUCUGAAAAUAGUAAACAACACGUAUAAGUUCAACGUGAGGAUAUUCCAUUUUCCAAAAUCUAAAAUCCAACUAGAUUUCUCAAGCCCAAAAAGCCGAAGUUUUUGAGAUGGACGGAAACAAAGACGAUGCCUAGAAAUGCUUCAAAAUUGGGAAAGAAGCUUUGGAAGAUGGGGAUCGAACCCGUGCGCCCUAGAAUUCCUAACUAAAGCUCUCUGUCUCGAUCCGACGCUACCCAUCGACGACUGAAUCGGGGGUUUGUUCGGUUCUCAUGUUUAUCCGCCAACUGAAUUUCAAAACCCUCCAACGAAUACCCAACCAACGGUAUGCUAGCUGCUGUUACUACCAUUCAUUCAGACAUGAGCACCAACCGUUCGACCAAAAUCCCCAACCAAAUGCAGCCUCAACUAACCGCUCUAUGCUCAACUACUUGCACAGAAACCUUCCACUUAGAGCCCUUGACAUGUUCAGUAAGCAACUUCAACUACAUUUGUCUCAUAACAUCGAUGAAGUUACCGUUACCCUUGCUGUCAAGGCCUGUCAAGGGGACCCCAAACCCGGAUGCCAAAUUCACGGGUUUGCAGUUUCUUCUGGGUUUGCUUCGUAUACUACAGUUUCAAAUUCUUUGAUGAGUAUGUACACUAAAGCUGGACAGUUUGAUUGUGCCUUACUUAUCUUUGAGACUGUGUGUUAUACUGAUAUAGUUUCUUGGAAUACUAUUCUUUCGGGGUUUCGAACAAGUGAAGGUGCAUUGAAUUUUGCUCUUAGGAUGAAUUUUAAUGGAGUUAUUUUUGAUCCAGUGACUUAUACUACGGUUCUUGCUUUUUGUGCGGAUCAUGAAGAUUUUCUAUUUGGAUUACAACUGCAUUCUCUUAUAUUUAAGUCUGGUUUAGAUGGUGAAGUUUUUGUUGGAAAUGCACUUAUAAGUAUGUAUUCGAGGUGGAGGCGGUUAAUUGAAGCUAGGAGUGUGUUUGAUGAAAUGAAGAAUAAGGAUCUGGUUUCAUGGAAUGCAAUACUAUCAGGUUACUCCCAAGAGGGAAACCAUGGGCUUGAAGCGAUUUUUGUCUUUAUUGAGAUGGUGAGAAAAGGGAUGGGGUUAGAUCAUGUCUCAUUUACUAGUGCAGUUUCAGCUUGCGGUCAUGAAAUGAAUUUAGAACUUGGGAAACAGAUACAUGGCUUGACAAUUAAAUCAGGAUAUGGAAGUCAUGUUUCAGUUUGUAAUGUAUUGGUCUCGACAUAUUCAAAGUGUGAGUUUACUCAAGAUGCAAAAUUAGUCUUUCAGUGCAUGAAUGAUCGCAACGUAGUGUCUUGGACGACUAUGAUUUCUAUAGACGAAGAAGAUGCCAUCUCUCUAUUUAAUGAGAUGAGAUUGGAUGGAGUAUAUCCAAAUGAUGUUACAUUUGUUGGACUAAUCCAUGCUAUAUCAGCUAGGAAGUUGGUGGAGGAAGGCGAAAUGAUUCAUGGGUUUUGCAUAAAGACUGGAUUUUUAUCAAAACAUAAUGUUUGCAACAGCUUGAUCACCAUGUAUGCUAAGUUUGAGUCCAUGCAUGACUCCAUCAAAGUUUUUGAGGAGUUGAACUGCAGAGAAAUCAUAUCAUGGAAUGCUUUGAUUUCAGGGUAUGCUCAGAACGGGCUUUGUCAGGAUGCACUAAAAACAUUCUUGGUAGCAACUAUGGAGUCAAAGCCAAACAAUUAUACAUUUGGUAGUGUCUUGAGUGCAAUUGGUGAUGCUCAUGAUAUCUCUCUGAAAUAUGGCCAACGAUGCCACUCGUCCUUGAUCAAACUUGGAUUAGUGACUGACCCAAUUAUCGCAGGUGCUCUUCUUGAUAUGUAUGCAAAGCGAGGAAGCAUUUGUGAGUCCAAAAGAGUUUUCAGUGAGACGCUUCAUAAAAGUCAGUUUGCUUGGACUGCAAUAAUAUCUGCAUAUGCUGGGCAUGGAGACUAUGACUCAGUGAUAGAAUUGUUCAAGGAGAUGGAGAGAGAAGGGGUAAGACCUGAUUCAGUCACAUUUCUUUCUGUACUAACAGCAUGCAGCAGAAAGGGAAUGGUGGAGAUGGGCCGUCACCUCUUUCACUCAAUGGUGAAAGACUAUCAUAUUGAACCAUCUCCUCAACAUUAUUCAAGUAUGGUGGACAUGUUGGGAAGGGCAGGGAAAUUGGAGGAAGCAAAGGAAUUGAUGAGUCGGAUCCCGGGACAGCCAGGGUUUUCGUUGUUGCAAAGCCUGCUUGGGGCUUGCAGGAUCCAUGGGAAUGUGGAGAUGGCGGAGAGAGUAGCUGAUACAUUGAUGAGAUUGGAACCUACAGAAUCAGGUUCUUUUGUGUUGAUGUCCAACUUGUAUGCUGAGAAAGGGGACUGGGAAAUGGUGGCAAAAGUGAGGAAAGGGAUGAGAGAUAAAGGAGUGAGAAAGGAAGUGGGAUAUAGUUGGGUGGAUACUGGUGAUGCUGAUGGUUCCUUGUAUCUGCAUGCGUUUUCAUCAGGUGAUACAUCCCACCCACAGUCGGGGGAGAUACAUAGAAUGACAAAAUGUCUAGGAUUAGAGAUGAAAAUUUUGAAAGAGAACAUGUGGGAGACAGAAUCACUGAAAAUGGACUCCUUCUCAAGGCCCUCACUUUGAAGGCUGAAUCUGUACAUGUAAAACUUCAAAAGUAACUCAUGAUUGUUACGAAGUUUUGUAGCCAAAUUUCAAAAAAAAAAAGAAAACCGAAAACAAAGGAAAUUCAUCUUCAUGUAACAUACAAAUGAAUUUUCGAUGUGAACGAGAACAAAAGGUGAUGUUUUUAUUUUCCUAUCAUUUAUAACUGCCUAUAAGAGUUCUUAGACUGCUCUAUUUGCUGAUAAAUAAUCAAUAAAUCUAAAACUGUUAUGUAUUUUUGGGACCAUUUCAUUCUUGCGUUUUUUUUUGGGGGUUUCACCAUGUUCUUGCAGGUAUAAAGUCUGCGGCUUCCUUUUGCGGUUUCAUGGAAUGCAAUACUAGGCAUUUAUUUAUGACUCAGUAUAGAUGUUUUAAUUUUAAUUAAUUUGUUGUCAUUUUCAUGACUUUUGUAUGAUUUUGGGUGUUUCAGAUCUCAGGUUUAAUGAGUUUCAUGACUUAGAUUUGUUUUACAUGGUCAAAUCUAUGCGUAAAUAAAAUACCAUAUAGAUUAGGACUUUUUUUGGAAAGUUAUUGCUAAGAAAUGAAGAUUUUUAAGCAUAUAAAUAGGUUUUCAUAUGUAAAAACAAAAACUAUUUCUUUUUAUAUUGUCUGGUCUCCCUCCCAUUGUUAAUAUAUGUUUUGAAAAGCUUUCUGCUAUCGUAUCAACCGAUGCAGGGUGGCCAUUAUUUUUUUCUACUUUUUAGUAUUGGUUGUUCAACUGAACAUGCAAAUCAAACGACUUUUGAUGUCAGAGACUAUGGAGCUGUCAGUGGAGGCCACAUAGAUGAUUCCCAAUCAUAUUAUUGAGAUUACAGGCAUUCUUGAAGGCAUGGAGUGCAGCAUGCACAUCAGAAACUGAAAAUCCUACUUUAAUCGUUCCACCAAGAUUUCUGCUCAAUCCAAUCGUUUUCAGUGGUCCAUGCAGGGCCAAAAACAUCAAUU